GAUUUUAUGCUGCAUUUGUUAUAAAGAGGAUAUCUUGCUUAAAGAGGAUGUGAUAAAUUAGGGAGAAUGAAAGUCCAUCUAAAGAUUCUCUCUGUUUUUGUAGUUUUGACCGGUGUGUUGAUGAAGUCUGGAAAUGUUUAUGAGGGAACAGUGGGUGAACCGGUGGAGAUCAGAUGUCCAUAUCUAGAUGACUAUAAAUAUACACCCAAGUACUUUUGCCGUCAUCCUUGUAAAUCUGAUCAUGUUUUGAUUAAAAGUGCAAAGUCUGAUCAGGUCAGCUCAAAUGGAAGAUACUCUUUGAUUGAUAUUGUGAGUGGACUGUUCUUUACUGUAACCAUCAAACAUCUUAGACUCACAGACUCUGGUGUUUAUUACUGUGGAAUUGAUAAAUGGUUCAGUGAUACACUGAAUAAAGUUCAUCUGUUUGUCCGUCCAGCAGCUCCUGUGAGCAGAUCUACACACACCCCUGAAAACACACAAAAAACAUAUAUAUGGACAACAACACUCACCUCUACAGGUACAUCCAUCUCUCUUUCAGAUGAAUCUGAUUCAUAUGCGCAGUUCUCGCCAACAUCACCAACAGUCCAGUCAAAGGAAUCUACACCACUGGAUAACAACUCUGUCAGCAUACCUGUGGUUUGUGCAGGUGUUCUGGUGCUGCUGGUGUUCGGGGUUCUUGUGGCGUUAGCGUCUCUCUGCAGGAAAAGAUCAGAUUUAAAGUCCAGAUGUCUGAAACCACCUGUCCCUGAAAAUCCAGUUCAAGAUUCACCAGAUCUCAACUGGGUCUCUCAGACUGUACAUGCAGAUGAUGUUCAUCACCUCUAUGAUGAAAUUGUGACUGAGUACAGCCUGGCUGGCCCAGCUAGAGAUGGCAAUUCUUCUAUAAUAUGUUCCACCGUGCAGCAUUGUGAUCCUGCACCUCAGAAUGAUAUGAACACUUUGUAUUCACUUAUCACACACCACUGAGGAUAAAUGACUGUCAGUGUCAUUCUCUCCUCAAAAAUGUCACUCUUAAAACCCUGUUGACAUGAAAUGGUGCAUGUGGUCAGCAUGCUAAAAAAAAAAACUGCAAACAUCCUGUUGUUAACG
Sinocyclocheilus rhinocerous is the source of this 1089-nucleotide messenger RNA. RefSeq names its product CMRF35-like molecule 3. The transcript is spliced from 7 exons. Gene Ontology annotation, cellular component: plasma membrane. The coding region runs from base 67 to 966 and encodes 299 amino acids. NCBI's taxonomy places the organism in Eukaryota, Metazoa, Chordata, Actinopteri, Cypriniformes, Cyprinidae. Gene Ontology annotation, molecular function: transmembrane signaling receptor activity. The record is from RefSeq and is a predicted model, not a curated record.